This is a messenger RNA of Ostertagia ostertagi, 897 nucleotides long. The record is from the annotation of a GenBank genome assembly. Lineage: Eukaryota; Metazoa; Nematoda; Chromadorea; Rhabditida; Trichostrongylidae.
AUGGCUUUCUUCCUAUCUGAGGAAUCGCUUUCGAUGUCAUGUCGAAGAGCUCUGCUGAGAAAGCUGAUCAAAGACGAAGAAUGUUCUCCUAUACGGAAUUUGCUUAUGCAGGAUUCGUCAUAUUUCGUGAACCUACUUGAAAAUAGAGUCAUGGAUGUUUCUGGUGAGUGGCGAGAUCCAUCUCCCUCACAGCAAACCGAGUCGGGUAUCAUGGAGCGCGAAAUGUUAUGUCUCCACAUAAUUGACGCUUGGUUCGCUGGUGCCAAAGAUCUGGUUAUCAAACUGAGACAGUUGUGGAACAAUGCAGAUUUCAAAGGACGUUAUGUGGUUCAUGCGCCAUGCAAUAAAGACCUACUGGAACUGACGAUCAAACCGAUGACAGAGCACAAAUAUAAGGUUCCAAGACUCCUAGUGAACUGUUUCAUCCGACAUUACAGACACAACAGUAACGAUCUUGAUCUUCUGUGCGAUAUACUUUUCGUGUUCAUAGGGAGAUAUGUCACUGAUUUUUGUUUUGUUCGUGAAUUUCUGGAAAGGGAAGUGAUACCGACGUAUUCCAUGGAAUGGCGACGAAAGCUCUUUUCCUAUGUUCUGGGAAAGUUUGAAGCAGGCGGCUCCACUGUGAUAAAAGAUCUUCUGUAUGUGAAAAUCGUGCAGUACGUCCUGAUACCGAGUCUUCAGUGGGCUUUUGAGCGCUAUAAUGUUGACGAAAUUCUGGGAGAAAUACAAAAUCCUUCUGAGCAACCGGAAAAUGAUCCCAACGAUCUGGUGUAUCGACUAGCUCAUAUAAUUGACCAGAAUCGCCAGGUGAUGAGCGAUGGUAUUGUGAUAGUGCUUUACCAGCUUUGUACGCUUCUUGUGAAACAUGCACCCCGGCAUGUCCACAAUAAUGAUUCA